CGGCUCCGCGAUGGCGGCGGGCGCGGGGCUCCCGGUGAGGGGAGAACGGCGCGGAGCCCCCCCGGGAGGGCGGCCGGGGGUCGCCAUGGCCACGGACCGCAGGUGAGCCCGGCCAUGGCCUCUCCCCUGGGCAGCCCCGAGCCGUCCCCGGGGGUCCCGGGGGGGUCCCCGGGGGCCGAGCCCGAGACCCUGAGCCCCGACGAGCUGCAGCUGCUGGCCAAGCUCGAGGAGCAGAACCGGCUGCUGGAGGCCGACUCCAAGUCGAUGCGCUCGGUGAACGGCUCGCGGCGCAACAGCGGCUCCUCGCUGGUGUCCAGCUCCUCGGCCUCGUCCAACCUCAGCCACCUGGAGGAGGACACCUGGAUCCUCUGGGGCCGCAUCGUCAACGAGUGGGACGAGUGGAGGAAGAAGAAGGAGAAGCUGCUCAAGGAGCUGAUCCGGAAGGGGAUCCCGCACCACUUCCGGGCCAUCGUGUGGCAGCUGCUGUGCAGCGCGGCCGAGCUGCCGCUCAAGGCGCAGUACUCGGAGCUGCUGCGCAUGAGCUCGCCCUGCGAGCGCCUGAUCCGCCGCGACAUCGCCCGCACCUACCCCGAGCACGACUUCUUCAAGGGCCAGGACAGCCUGGGCCAGGAGGUGCUCUUCAACGUCAUGAAGGCCUAUUCGCUGGUGGAUCGGGAGGUCGGGUACUGCCAGGGCAGCGCCUUCAUCGUGGGACUGCUGCUGAUGCAGAUGCCAGAGGAGGAGGCGUUCAGCAUCUUCGUGCGCCUCAUGCAGGAGUACCGGCUGCGCGAGCUCUUCAAGCCCAGCAUGGCCGAGCUGGGGCUCUGCAUCUACCAGUUCGAGUUCCUGCUGCAGGAGCAGCUGCCGGAGCUGAACGUGCACUUCCGCUCGCAGAGCUUCCUCACCUCCAUGUACGCCUCGUCCUGGUUCCUCACGCUCUUCCUCACCACCUUCCCCCUGCCCGUGGCCACGCGCGUCUUCGACAUCUUCAUGUACGAG
This is a messenger RNA of Onychostruthus taczanowskii (white-rumped snowfinch), 999 nucleotides long. Its product is annotated as EVI5-like protein. The record is from RefSeq and is a predicted model, not a curated record. The annotation marks the transcript as partial. Lineage: Eukaryota; Metazoa; Chordata; Aves; Passeriformes; Passeridae. The transcript is spliced from 8 exons.